This is a messenger RNA of Acanthocheilonema viteae, 312 nucleotides long. The record is from the annotation of a GenBank genome assembly. Lineage: Eukaryota; Metazoa; Nematoda; Chromadorea; Rhabditida; Onchocercidae.
AUGUCUGGACGUGGAAAAGGUGGUAAAGGUCUUGGAAAAGGUGGCGCUAAACGUCAUCGCAAAGUCCUUCGCGAUAACAUUCAAGGUAUAACGAAGCCAGCUAUUCGUCGUUUGGCGCGCCGUGGUGGCGUGAAACGGAUUUCAGGUCUCAUUUAUGAAGAGACGCGUAGCGUAUUGAAGGUUUUUCUGGAAAACGUUAUACGUGAUGCUGUGACAUAUUGUGAACAUGCCAAGCGAAAAACGGUUACAGCAAUGGAUGUUGUUUAUGCCUUGAAACGUCAAGGACGUACUCUUUAUGGUUUUGGCGGUUAA